AUGAUUUCUGAAGCUGAGGCGAGAAUCGGUGAGGAGACCUCCGCGGUGCAAUCGCAUAAGCGGGGAAAGAGCCCGAAGAAGCAGGCCAUCAUGGCUGCCGCGCCUCACCCCAGCCGUAAGGAGUUCCUGAGCGGCCUGAAGCGCCGAACUCAGAUGUGGUCCCAGAAUCGCUUCAGGGUGGUCCUUCUCACCCUCCUCGUCCUGAUGGGGCUGUGCUACUACAUGAGUCCUGGAUUCUUGAAUUCUGUGUCGCCAAACGAAUAUCUGUGGAGCAAUGAAGGUCCUAGAGGAGAAUCUCUGGAAGAAACUUCUACAUGGGUGUCUAUGUUACAUUUCUUCUUUCCAACAACAUGUAUUCCAAAGGAAAAUCAGGAGUUGAAGGCUUGCAAUGAUCGGCGAGAUCUUAAGGAGAGUGAAUGUUUGGAAUACAAAUGCUGUUAUUCAUCAUUAAGAACCAGUAACUUCAGCUGUUUUGCCCCAUUAAAAGAUAUCUAUUCAGUCCUUCAUCAAAUAAAAUCCCAAUUGGAAAGACAAGUAAGUGAGCAGGAGGUGUGUGAUGUGGAGAUGGUUAUUAACUGCAAUUCAGAAAUAUCCCCAGAAGUCAAAUGGGCCAAUCCUUUACGAAGAAAAGCUAAUCGAAUGUUAAAGGGGUUGAAGAAACAAAAAAACAAACCGAAGAAAGAUCCCCCACUGUUAGAGGCAGCAGUGGAAGAUGAGGAAGAACUGAGUGAUAAAAAGAAGGAGGAGACCAAAGACUGUAGAAUGAAUGGCAAGAGGCGAAGUGAGGACACCAGUGAUGAGCCUGUUUCAGCAAUAGGUUUAUUGACGAAUGCAAGAUUAAUGCAGAUCGUGUUGAAUGAAGAUGUGACAUGUCACAUGGAAAAAGAGGGUGUAGAGCAGCAACUUUCCAAGUGA
Messenger RNA from Pteropus alecto (black flying fox), 915 nucleotides. It is a transcript of the gene FMR1NB, whose product is annotated as FMR1 neighbor. The transcript has 7 exons. Bases 1 to 915 code for a protein of 304 amino acids. NCBI's taxonomy places the organism in Eukaryota, Metazoa, Chordata, Mammalia, Chiroptera, Pteropodidae. The record is from RefSeq and is a predicted model, not a curated record.